GUACUUUGUUAUCACAGCUGAGCGUGCAAGUCUUGUGUGAAAUUUGCGAAACCACAGAAACGCAUCAAAUCGAUUGGGGACGAGAAUUUUUGUUUUUCUUCGUGCCAGUUCUAAAUUCCUGUAGAAACUCAUCUAUUUCACGAGCCGAAAUGGCAUCCAAAGUAGUUGCUACUGCAACGGUGCGCGCGGUUAAGAGAAAACUCCUUCCAACGAGAGCAGCCCUUUCCUUGACCCCAGCAGCAGUUGCAAGAGUAAAACAACUUCUUGACGGAAAAUCUGAAUAUAUUGGACUCAAAGUUGGGGUACGACAAAGAGGUUGCAAUGGAUUAAGUUAUACGCUGGAUUAUGCUACUACAAAAGAUAAGUUAGACGAAGAAGUAGUACAAGAUGGUGUCAAAGUAUUGAUUGACAAAAAAGCUCAGCUUUCGCUAUUAGGCACAGAAAUGGACUAUGUAGAAACCAAAUUAGCAGCAGAAUUUGUGUUCAACAAUCCCAACAUUAAAGGCACUUGUGGCUGUGGUGAAUCUUUUAGCAUCUGAAACAAUACUGAUAACAAAAAAUAGAAGAUUUAGUAAACAAAAAAUAAGCAUGUUAGACAUACUUAUUUAAAUAGUAGCAAUUAUUGAUGGUUUUGAAUUUAAUAGUGUACAUAUUGAUGCUAUUUAUAGUUGACGCAGUUGAAGGCCUGCGAAUAGUUUAUUUUAAAAUUCUUGUGCUUCAUUAAGUUGAAAACUAGAAUGAUCGAACAGCGAACUUGAUUGGAUUCUAACAAUCCGUAUGAUAUCCAACUUCACAAUAUAUGCACUGUAUAAAGCUUCGCUAAAUUAUAUUAUCGUAACACUUGCGAAGAUCGUACGGAUUGUAAAAUCGACAAAUCCGGUUCUUAACUUAUUAGACAUAUUCAAUUUUUCACGUGUGUUAAACAGAUUUCCACGGUCUGUAACUGUGGCUUUCAUGUGCCGUAAGAUCAAUCGUUUUGUGUGCUUUGCGACACAUUAACCCCCAGAUUCCUAUUGACUUCUCCAAAUGAAUAAAAGUGUGCGUGAUUCCGCAGUACUGAGUAUUCCUCCAAAAGUUUUUGAGAUAUUUUUACUGCCACAGGAACCACCCAACUUUGUUUCAUAUAUCCUACACAGUAACAUAAGUGUUGGUGAUUUUGUCUUUAGAGAACUCAAUUAGGAAAGACUCCCCUUUAUACCUUAACAAGUCGAAAUAGAUUUUCUUUCCCGAGAUUUCAAACCAUAAAUUGAGUUAUCCAAGCCCAGAAUCACCAACACUAAGUCACUGUGUAGAAUUAAAGUGGGUGGUAAUCAAUUUCCAGUAAAAACAUUACUAACACUUCGGGAAGAGUACAGCGGAAUAACGCACAUUUUUAUUCAUUUGGAGAACUCAAUUAAACGAUUGGUGUUGACUCACCUGCUAAUAACCUCUACCAAGCAUGGAAAACUGUAUGAAUAAAGGCUUUAGUCGUUUCUCAAAGUAUAUGUCACUAUGAAUAAAGAAUGUGUGACGAAAAGGCAUUGUAGACACAACCAAAUUUACAAUUUGUUGAUUUUUAUAAAAAUAAACAAUUCGGCAUGUUUCGUUUA
Molecule: messenger RNA, 1589 nt
Organism: Armigeres subalbatus
Lineage: Eukaryota; Metazoa; Arthropoda; Insecta; Diptera; Culicidae
Gene: MagR
Product: iron-sulfur cluster assembly 1 homolog, mitochondrial
Exons: 5
Coding region: 150-539 (129 amino acids)
Biological process (GO): iron-sulfur cluster assembly
Cellular component (GO): cytoplasm; mitochondrion
Molecular function (GO): 2 iron, 2 sulfur cluster binding
Source: RefSeq, a predicted model, not a curated record